Molecule: messenger RNA, 272 nt
Organism: Racocetra persica
Lineage: Eukaryota; Fungi; Glomeromycota; Glomeromycetes; Diversisporales; Gigasporaceae
Source: the annotation of a GenBank genome assembly
AAGCAUUUGGAGAUUUUACUUUGGCAAGCAACUAUUCAUCAUUUAAUACAAUUGAAGAAUUUUCAGCAAAUGACUUACCCAAAUCUCCUCCAAAUGCACUAACUGAAUCUCCACAAAAUACACUAACUGAAUCUCCACAAAUUGCACUAAGUGAACUCAAUCAGAAUGUGCAAAAAGAAAGCCAAAUGAAUUUGAAAAGCCAAACUCAAAACCUAAAGCAAACUAAAAAUCAAAUUUCUGAAGAGAUUGGGGCCAAAACUGAGAAAAAAUAA